CAAGUAGAAAGAAAGUCAGCUGCUUCUCCCUUUCACUCGUCCCUCACAAUGGGUCAUGGGACCUGCACAUCUGAAAGAGCGUUGGCGUUGAGCGUCAAUCAGGAGAUAGAAGCACUUUGGAUCCGAUCCCCUUGCUUCAUCUUGACAUCCAACACGGCCGUUAUCGAUUUCACCUAAAAUUCUCGCCUGGAGCCAUUCUGCCAAGCAAUCCUCAUCGACUAUGGCCAGCUCAGUAUGUUCUGAUCAUCCCCGCCUUAAGGCUGGCUUGCCACCCACACCUCGAGGGUGGAACAAUCUCUGUCUCAACUACGUGCCCAGCGCUCUGCCUCCUUUGCCCCAAUUAUCACCUAUCGCGAGGACCUUCGUCACGCUGGAUAGACCCGAUAUGAUCAAGCGGCUCUCGUGGGUCGGAGAUGCAGUCUUGGAAGGCGCAGCGACGAGUAACUUGAUUGCUCAGGUUUUUGAGCUGGCAGGUAUUGAGAAGUGGCUCUAUUUGUUCCGCUCAGACGUCCUCUCGAACAAUGUCUUUUCCUACCUUGCUCUUUCGUAUGGCCUCAUCGACCCUCUGAUCGCCAGCAUGAGACCGCAGAAGGCCUCUGCUGAUCUCUUUGAAGCUUACCUUGGUGCAUGCGAAUUGGAGCGAGAAUCAAUUGAGACCAUGUACGAAUUCAAGUGGUUCUUCAAAGCUUUAUUCAGUGAGAUGGUCUGGCCAACGAUUCGGUUCAUCACUCAGGUCCCUACCUUUUGCUCUUUGCCCUCUAAAGAAUUCAAGCGGGUGAUCUCACAAAUGACCGCGACUUGGCCCGGGAUGUUGUUGGAGGCCUCUGAUGGAGAUCGAACCAGGUCACGCCGAGUGGUCGUGACGCCAACAAGGACAAGGCUUGGCAAGAGGGCAAAAGCCGCCUAUAAACCUACGGUCGUUCUUGAAGCCAGACAGGACGGAUGCAAGCGCAAAAUAGACUCGAGCACAUCAUCCGAUCAGCCUCAGACAAAGAAGAAGACCGUUCGCGAACAGGGCAAAGGAAAAGGUCGCGAGAGCCCUGACGAGGUAAUCAUCGACCUCGUUAGCAGUGAUUCUGAUCAAGACUUGAACGACAACGAAGAUUCGGAUAGGUCCGAGGUGUAUGAGGCUCUGCAUGAUGAUCGAACGGUCGAGCGUCUAGUCAUCGAUCUGACGAUGGAGUCGUCGGAUGACGAGGAAGAGCUCAUGGAGAGGUCGAUUCAUAGUAUGUAGUUGCCGUGUUCGGUAGAUACAGUACUAUAGCUUGCAGUCCCCGGUUGUUGUACUCUGACUGUAGUUCAGACGAUUGAUAUAUAUAUACACAUGUAGACGCUGUUGUACCAAGUAGCAAUGAUAGACUGGCGGUCAAAGCG
This is a messenger RNA of Kockovaella imperatae, 1374 nucleotides long. RefSeq lists its product as hypothetical. Gene Ontology annotation, molecular function: ribonuclease III activity. The coding region runs from base 221 to 1234 and encodes 337 amino acids. The record is from RefSeq and is a predicted model, not a curated record. Lineage: Eukaryota; Fungi; Basidiomycota; Tremellomycetes; Tremellales; Cuniculitremaceae. Gene Ontology annotation, biological process: RNA processing. The transcript is spliced from 2 exons.